AGUUAGUCCAAGUGCAGAGCAAUAGGAGGUCGCGCUGAGAUCUCACCUUUCAGUUAUGUAAGUCUCACUUGAUUUAACUUAAUUUAUUAUUUUCGAACAAGCUUUAUGAAAGAGCACAACUUAGCCCAUUUCCCCCCCCAAUUCAGUUACUGGAACUUCGGCAAGCAGAAGAACUGGAGAAGUCCAUUUAACAUAAAAAAUGAGUAGGAGUUUAACUGACACCUUAAUUUACGCAUUUGCGCAUGUGUGUUUAUUAAGUUGCAUUGUACGAACUGGUCUUUCUCAGCGUCAGGGCAACAGUGGAGCGGCAGCUCUCAGACAAACCUUACAAUGGCAGCACAACGGCAAACUCUUUAGUAUAUUAAGUCAAGGCUCGGAAUAUCAGCCACCGUUAAAACGAGACGCAAACAAAGAGCAGACGCAAGCCAGGCCGAUAGCCAUCGUCCGCAACGAUGAUGCGGCCACGAGAACCGACGGCUCAGCUGCUGCUGCUUCACUGCGACCCUCCCAGAGCCGCAAGUCCGCGCGCUUGCAGUCAGGUAUCGGUGCGCGCGGUGGUGCCUUGCGCUGGUCAUCAGGUGGAGAUGGAGCGCGAGCCAGAGGAUCACGCGGGCGCAGGAAUCAGACGGAGCAGCUGCAAACAUCAGUCAACGGCACCGACAGACCCGCGCUGGAUGAUGAAAUGAUGGUUGGAGAUGAUCCUUACAACCCAUACAAGUCUAAUGACCCGGACAACCCGUUUUAUAACGAGUAUGAUGCGUACGAGAGACCCCGUCCUGCAGCGCGCCCGGGAUAUGGCACAAGAUACUCCCAGUAUGGUUUGCCUGAUCUUGUUGGAGACCCAUACUACAUCCAAGCGUCCGCCUAUGUGCAGAGCGUUCCAAUGUACAAUCUCAGAUGCGCCGCUGAGGAAAACUGCUUGGCGAGCACUGCAUACAGAUCCAGCGUGAGAGACUACGACACGCGCAUGUUGCUGAGGUUCCCGCAGCGAGUCAAGAACCAAGGUACCGCCGACUUUCUUCCCAGCAGGCCGCGCUACAGCUGGGAAUGGCACAGCUGCCAUCAGCACUACCACAGCAUGGACGAGUUCAGUCAUUAUGACCUACUGGAAGCCAGUUCUCAGCGAAGAGUAGCAGAGGGACACAAGGCCAGUUUCUGUCUGGAAGACACGUCCUGUGACUACGGCUACUACCGACGAUACGCCUGCACCUCCCACACUCAGGGCCUGAGUCCAGGGUGUUACGACACUUACAAUGCCGACAUCGACUGCCAGUGGAUAGAUAUUACUGAUGUGAAACCUGGAAACUACAUCCUCAAGGUUAGUAUAAAUCCCAGUUACCAGGUGCCAGAGUCGGACUACAGUAACAAUAAUGUGCGCUGCGAUGUACGUUACACCGGAAACUAUGUUUAUGUUUCAGGAUGUCAUAUUUCACAGUAUUAAGAAUCUACUAAAGGAUCCUAAGGAAUAGGGAAAGAUAAUCAGAAAUGAAGUUUUUGAUGAU
This is a messenger RNA of Sinocyclocheilus grahami, 1502 nucleotides long. RefSeq names its product protein-lysine 6-oxidase-like. Lineage: Eukaryota; Metazoa; Chordata; Actinopteri; Cypriniformes; Cyprinidae. Gene Ontology annotation, biological process: collagen fibril organization; peptidyl-lysine oxidation. The record is from RefSeq and is a predicted model, not a curated record. The transcript is spliced from 7 exons. Gene Ontology annotation, molecular function: protein-lysine 6-oxidase activity; copper ion binding. The coding region runs from base 200 to 1441 and encodes 413 amino acids.